GAUGUUGAAGAGUCCAACUUUUGGAAGUUACAUCCAAACUGAAAGUUUGACCAGAAUGCAAGUCAAAACAAAACCCAGUUAGCUGUCAGGAUGGAGUCAUUAGUUCUAAAAUCUGUUCAUAGUCUAUAUGCAUACGUAUAUCCUUACGUAAGACUAGAACCAUUGCAGCAUGUAUAAAUAACCACCCAAUCUAACUAAUGAAAGAACCAUAAAAGCAAGCACCAUAUUCAAAUUCGUUCAUACUAGUCUGUUUGGUUGCCCAUCUAGCUUAAACACUCAAACUGCAAUGGCCUUAAACUCAUUUCAGCCUCAUUUUGUGUUGAUACCUUUUAUGUGCCAGGGACACCUUAUUCCCCUGAUAGACAUAGCCAGGUUAUUGGCGGAGCGCAAUGUAAUUGUUACGAUAAUUACCACACCUCAGAAUGCUGCCCGCUUAAGCAUUUCAAUCGAUCAUGCUAUUGAGUCUGGGCUACCUAUUCGUGUCCUACAACUUCACUUUCCUGCUGCAGAGGCCGGUUUACCGGAGGGGUGUGAAACUCUUGACAAUCUCCCUUCCAUGCAUCUGAUGAGCAAUUUUUACUCUGCAUUGAGCAUGCUGCAGCAACCACUAGAGACGAUGUUUGAAGAGCUAAAGCCCCGUCCAUGUUGCAUUAUACAUGACAGGAAUUUCACAUGGAUAGCUGAAAUUGCUUCCAAGUUUCAGAUUCCAAGGAUUUCCUUCGAUGGGAAAAGCUGCUUCACUCUCUUGUGCUGUCAUAAUAUAAGCACUUCCAAGGUCCAUGAAUGCGUUUCCGAUGGAGAGCCUUUUGUGGUGCCAGGACUGUCUGACAGAAUUGAAUUCACAACAGGGCAGCUACCUGGAAACCUCAAUCCUGGAUUUAACAUGAAAGAGACUGCUAAAAAAAUAAUAGCGGCAGAAGAAGAAGCGUAUGGCUUAAUAGUUAACAGUUUUGAGGAGUUGGAAGCAGAAUAUGUAGAAUCAUACAAAAAACUUAAGAAACAAAAAGUAUGGUGUGUUGGUCCUGUGUCACUAUGCAACAAGGAUAAUUUUGAUAAAGCUCAAAGAGGUAAAGAGGCUUUAACGGAUGAAAAUCAAUGCUUGAAGUGGCUUGAUUCAUGGCCACCAAGCUCUGUAAUCUAUGUUUGCUUUGGAAGUCUCAAUCGCCUAACACCUCCACAGUUAAUUGAACUUGGUUUAGCCUUGGAAGCAUCAAAUAGACCUUUCAUUUGGGUUAUUAGAGGAGGGUAUAAGAAAGGAGAAAUGGAGAAAUGGUUAGCAGAAGAUGGAUUUGAGGAGCGGAUAAAGGGACAAGGCCUCUUGAUAAGGGGCUGGGCGCCACAAGUGUUAAUUUUAUCGCACCCAUCAAUUGGAGGAUUUCUGACACACUCUGGUUGGAAUUCAACACUUGAAGGGAUUUGUGCUGGCGUGCCAAUGCUAACAUGGCCUUUGUUUGCUGAGCAAUUUUUAAAUGAGAAGCUACUUGUACAAAUUCUGAAAGUUGGUGUUCGGGUUGGGGUAGAAGUUGUGGUGCAGAUGGGGCAGGAAGAAUUUGGGGUGCUGGUGAAGAGGGAAGAUGUUAAGAAGGCGGUGGAGAGUUUAAUGGAUGAAGGAGAGGAAGGAGAAGAUAGAAGAAAAAGGGCAAGAAAGCUUGCAAUGGUGGCAAAGAAAGCAGUCGAAGAAGGAGGGUCCUCUUACUUUAACAUGACACUACUAAUUGAAGAUAUCGUGCAACAAGCCACUAGUCCAGCUUCAGCCUGAGACAGAAAGGGACUCUGCUGUUUUUUUUAGUAAAUUUUUUCUGUUUCAAUUUUGUUUAUAAUUUGUUCAAAAAUAAUGAUGGGGAAUGUGAUUUUAAUAUUGUAUGCCAAUAAAGGAGAUGAAAUUGGAAUAAUUAAUUGUUACCGCUGUUGCGCUAUUUUUCUAUC
Molecule: messenger RNA, 1926 nt
Organism: Theobroma cacao (cacao)
Lineage: Eukaryota; Viridiplantae; Streptophyta; Magnoliopsida; Malvales; Malvaceae
Product: UDP-glycosyltransferase 73C4-like
Molecular function (GO): UDP-glucosyltransferase activity
Source: RefSeq, a predicted model, not a curated record